ACUACGAUGGAAGCACAUUUUGUAAACUUAAGUUGAUCGAUGCUAUAUGAAAUUUACAAAAAAAGGAUAGAGACAUGGACACUAUUAGGAAGAUGACAAGCAGAAGAUCUUCACGAGAUUCUAUCGUGACAAGUAGAAACGACGACGUUUCGUCUGAGGCCGACGACGAAGAUUCCAUCGGCACAGUAAAUGAAGCAGUGGUAGAUGAGAAAGCCGACAAAUCGUUCAACUUGCUAGACGAGAUCGACCAGUUCAGAAAGAAAAUUACAAAUUCAACUAGCAAUAAUAAACAGGUAGCAGAAGUGAAUGAAGGUAAGUAUCCGGUACCUUCAUACAAAACGAAAAACAAUUUAAAGUCGGUUUUAAUUCAGUCCACUAAAACUGAAGUUUUAAAUGUAAACGAUAAGUAUAACCGCAAGAGACGCUACGAUGCUGCUGGAAAAUAUCGCAUUGGUCCGUCCUUUAUCACAAAAUCAAGACUGGCUUAUGUUGACGAGCAUAAACCAGCUAAGUUGUCAGUCAUUCCAGAUCCCCAUUCAAAGUCACUUGAAUUUGGUCUGUUAACGUACAUGUGGACAUUCACAGAUCAACAUGAUAAACAAGAAAUCGAUUUGAGUUUUUUGCAGUCACUAGUUGACUCAGGUGUCAAUAUCAAUUGCCGUGACGAACACGGGCAGACAAUUUUACAUGCUAUUGUAAGAGAUUGGCAUACUGACGUGGUUUUAUUUGCUAUACGGAAUAAUGCUGAUGUGAAUGCACAAGAUAAUUUGGGAAGGUCACCCUUGCAUCUGGCAGCAGCACUAAACGGAGCUGAAACUACACGACUUUUACUCUUAAAUGGAGCUAGAGUUGAUGUACAAACAAAAAAUACCAAUCAAACACCAAUUCAUUAUGCCGCAAAAUUCAACUCAUUAGAGACCAUGAAAAUGCUUAUUCGAUUCCAAGCAAGUAUCACUCAAAGGGAUGGGAAGAAUAAGACGGUCUUAUUUUUAGCUGCAGAAUCAGGAAGCAUUGAAACCGCAAAAUUUUUGCUGGAUAUUGGUGCACCUGCCGGAGUUUAUGACAGUGAAGGAAAUUCUCUGAUUGGUCACUUGUUAGAAAAAAUGCCACAUGUUGCGAAUCGAGCACUUUAUCAACUCAUUAUAACAAAUAUGUCGUCGAAACGAAGUGAAAUGUAUUUAAGCUAUUUGGAAAGCAAUACAAAGGGGAAGGCUGCCAUGGUAUCUAAAAGCCCAUUGGAGAUCAUCACAAUAUAUGAAGAUAUCAACUUGAUAAUGCAUCCUGUCAUACAGAAAGCGAUUGAAGUCAAGUGGAAUUUGUUUGGUAGAAACGACACUCUGCGAAAGUUGUUCAUAACCUUCCUCUACUUGACUUGCUGGCUUAUUCUUGCUUCUACAUUCAGUGACAGCAAGGAAAGAGAAUAUUAUAAACCCUAUGAUAAAUAUGCAUGGAAAAUUGUACCAGAGGCGUUGAUAAUUAUUUUUGCCAGCUAUUUCUUUUAUAAGGAUUUUGCUGUGAAGAAAGAUGCAAUUAAGUAUCACAGAGCCUGGGUUGAAUGGAGACAACAUUUGGUUCGAUCUAAUUACCUGAACUGCCAUCCUGCGUGGCCAGGUGAUCGAGAAAAUUUAGAAUCUGAAACAGAAAGGAUUCGUUCUGUACCAAGUUUAGCAGGAAGAGAGAAAUUUUGGUUUGCUUAUGAGUGGAUUAUGUUGAUCAUUUUAGCUGCCAUCAUCAUCACACGAGUUUUAGACAUGUUACUCGACGAAACUGGAAUGUUUAUCGCACAUAAAUGUGUGUUUGGUUUGGGAAUGCUAGUCUCGUUCGCUCGUGUCUUAAAAAUUUGUAUCCGAUUCCGAUAUUUUGCUGUGUUCCUUAAAAUAGCCAGUCUCGCCAUCACAUCAUUUAUCCAAAUCACGUUUCUGUACCUACAGUUAUUUGUCCCAUUUGUAGCUGCAUUCUGGCUGAUGUUCGGCGAUAGCAACGGUCAGAAAAAAAUUGAUCGGGUACUGGUCAAUUCAAGCAACACGACGACUUCUUUUAAUAUUGGCAGUACAUUCAUUAACAUAGACACGUUUCAAACUUUAAAUAACCUUGAUACAAUAAUUUACACUGUAUACGAAUCAUCGCUUGGUCAAGAACUUAUAUAUGAGUAUGCGUUGAUAGAGAAAAUUACAGGACAAAUUUUGAUUGCUCUUUUCCACGUGUUUGGAACAUUUAUAUUAUUUGCGGUUUUUGUGGCGUUAAUUACGUCAAAAUUCACGACAAACUUCAGACAAUGUGUUGCAGAAGCCUCUUUACUACAAGCCUCUGUUGUGUUGCAACUGGAGAAGAAUUUGAGCAAAAGAGAUAAAGCUAAACUUGCUUCUUAUUAUAAAAAAAGCUGCAAUCCUCUGGUCGUUACAUCAGAGAAUAUAGAAGAGUAUCAUAAACUUGACAAUGCGCUUUCUAAUCUUCAUAUCGCUGAAAGACGCUUGACUGGAAUUGAAAAUGUCGUCCAUGAGAUUGAAGAAAAAUAUCAUCAGAAUGACAGAAGAAGUCAAAUGUCUAUCCUCGAAUCUGUUUUGAAUACAACAGGUAGCGUGGAAGGUAAACAAGACGCAUUUGGGAAAGGACUGAAAACAGGCUUAAAAGAAAUCUAUCAAAAGCAAGAAUAUAUGAACAGAUAUCUACCAAAGUUGUUGAAGCCGCCUUCUACAAGUUAAAUGAAAAACAGGAUGUGUAAUGCAGACGACCAACUGAAAAAAACUUCUUUUGUAUUCAAUAUCCUUGAUGUGCCGCAUGAAUUCUUCUUUGAUUUUCACACCAAGUUGAAAUUCUCUAGACAUACUUCUGAAAACGGAAGAUUCGUUGCGUACUUGUAAUAUUCAAACAAUAGAACAAGAGUAAAUUCUAUUGCGUAACUUCGAAUUCGCUUUGAAGAAAUUGUUGGUAUGUAAUGUGAAACGAAUUUAUGCUGUCAUAGAAGGUCCGACAACAAUAGGGAGGUACUCCACGCUUCUGAUUUUCAGAGGCAGCUUUAAUAGCUUAGAAAACAUUUUUUCUUCUUCUUAACACAGUAAACCUUUAAACCUGAAUAGCAAUUAGCCCGGAAGUGUUAAAUUUCAAAAAAAUAUUAAGGCAGUUUCAGCUAUGGUGCGACUAUCCUUAUUCACUAUAUUGAACCCUCCACUUUCUAAAUCAUUUCAGGGGGCCUACAUGUAUAGAUUAUUUUGUCAGGUUUUAGUAGUUAAGGUAAAAUAUUUGGUUUGUUUACAUUUAUUACCUACCAUUAUUUACAGUAUGACCAUUAAAAAGUUGCGUUUGAAUCUUCUAAGCUGGAUUACCAAUGAAAAUAAUAAUAUAAGUUUUUCGUAAGAAAAUUAGUUGAUUUGAAGUUAUCUGAACAAGAUAAUAAUUAAUAAAAGAUAUCUUUUUAGCCAACCAAUAAUAUCAAAGUAAUGCAUAGCGAUACAAAACGUGGUAUUCUCGUUGUAAAUCCAGCUUUAUACCUCAAAUUACUGUUUUUAUAAACUUGUUGUUUAAUAUUGAAAAACCUUUUUCGGUUUUUGUUUACUGAAAUGCGUUUGUUUAAUAACAUAUUUUGACCACUUCCGUUGCAUUAGCAUCCUGAGGUCUUUUCACCUUUAUCGAGUCUGGAUAUGUAACUUUAACAUUGUUUAUAAAAUCCGAAAAAGCAACUAAAAAUUAAUAAAUAAUUUAGAUUCUUUUUGUGCGAAAUAUACUUUUGAUUUUUCUUCCGAAAAGAAGUAUAUUCAAUUAAUUGCAUGUAAAAAUUGUUAGAAUGUUUUAGUAUCAGUAAUAUUUCUGGAUGCAGGUAAUGUGAAAAAAAUGUUCAAAUGAAAACGUUGUUAUUUUCAUUACAUGGACUUUUAAAAUCAUCAUCGUGCCCCGCCGAAAGAGAGCUACAUAGCACGUUGUGUUUUUCUACGCGGAAACUUUUUGCAUAUUUUGCUUAAGAGGGUUGUAAGGGCAAAAAGUAUUUUUGAAUUUUAAAAACAGAUUUGUAAUUAUUUUUUCUUUAAAGGAGAGACGAACAAAAAAAUCUUUUUUAACAGCCACAAAAUUUUUGGAUAUUCGUGCAGUCGUUAGCCGAGAGUCGAAUAUCUCAACAGAUAUCCGAUAACGAAUGGCAUAUCGGAAAAGUGGAAUGCGGGAUGCCGGAUGAGAGAUGAACGAAGCGGGAUGCGGGAUGCGAAAUGCAAAAAAUUCAUCGAAAUAAAAUACUGACCAUGCCGUUACCGAUCAUCGCGUAGACAUUAUAAUGUAAUAUAAUAUAAUAUAAUUAUAUAUAUAUUAUAUAAGACAAUAUAAUUACAUUAUAAUAUACUACGCCGGAAUUUUUCUAAAAAGAAUGUAACAGUUAGAAAUGCAUGACUUGAUUUUUUUUCGCUUGGUUGGUGAACCUACGAAACAACUUGUUUGACAUUGAACUUUUAAGUAUCCUUUGGCGAGGUGAAGGUCAAUCAACAAAUGUAAAUGCCUCCGAUCUGAAAAAGUAGUGCUUUCGAGCUAUACACUCUGAGAAACAGAAACAAGUCUAUGUGUAAGUGUUUUUUUCAUUGAGUAAGAAAAAGAAAAUUUUCGUAAAUACAAAUUUCCCUUUUUCUUUUUAAUAAAAACCAGAAGUAAAAACCAGGUUUUCACAGCUUAUAGGAUAUAGAAGGUAGACACAACUCUGCAUCUCGUUUUCUCGUUUUUCAACUAUCCGCGCUACAAAUUACGGUCUUCCGAUCAAAAUGAUUAGAAAAAUUAAUCACGCGCAAAUAGUUUGCCAGUGUAGUGUGUUUGAGGCGUUUUAUGAUUGCAAGCUGUUAUUUUUAUCAUUGUGAAUAUUAUUUUGUAUUGUGAAACUCGAUUCUGGAUUUAAACGCAUUUCGAUUAUUCUACUGGACACGAUUUUGUAAUUGGAUUUUAGAAUUUUGAUUUUGAACACA
Messenger RNA from Hydractinia symbiolongicarpus, 4934 nucleotides. RefSeq lists its product as uncharacterized. Lineage: Eukaryota; Metazoa; Cnidaria; Hydrozoa; Anthoathecata; Hydractiniidae. The record is from RefSeq and is a predicted model, not a curated record. The coding region runs from base 75 to 2702 and encodes 875 amino acids. The transcript is spliced from 9 exons. Gene Ontology annotation, molecular function: protein binding.